Messenger RNA from Morone saxatilis (striped sea-bass), 2480 nucleotides. RefSeq names its product docking protein 3-like. Gene Ontology annotation, biological process: positive regulation of MAPK cascade; cell surface receptor protein tyrosine kinase signaling pathway. NCBI's taxonomy places the organism in Eukaryota, Metazoa, Chordata, Actinopteri, Moronidae. The record is from RefSeq and is a predicted model, not a curated record. Gene Ontology annotation, cellular component: cytoplasm.
GUAUUGGUGGUGGAGGUGAGCACGGCACUGGGGUCCGGAGACACCACCAGCCUCACACGGACAGGAAGCUAAAGGUGGUCCUGCUGUCCGAGCUUAUCAGUGUCCUCAGGCUCCCCCCAAACGCUGAGGCCUGCCCCAUGGAGAACAUGUCAGCCUUUUGUGUGGAGGCACGGGACAGAACAAUGGUGUUUGCUGCACUCAAAGACGACUGUGUGGAGUGGGUAGAAAAACUGUGUCACAGCACAUUUCAGAGAGGUGGUGGCUCAGGCUCUGCUAAGCUUCAAAUGGAGGAAAACCAGAUAUAUGCCUCAGCAGAUGAUGCCUCAGAGUUCUGGGUGGUGGUUCAGAGGACCGACGCAGCAACACGUUGCGGUCUGCAGGGGUCAUACUGGCUGCAGGUGGGGCGAGAAUCACUGCUGCUGAGAGAAACACAGAAGAAGAAAAUAGUUAGAGAAUGGCCCUACGAACUGCUGCGACGAUAUGGAAAAGAUAAGCUGGCCUUAACCAUUGAAGCAGGUAGACGCUGUGACUCUGGUCCUGGAACCUUCACCUUUGAGACGCAGCGGGCUGAGAACAUAUUCUCCCUGAUUCAGAGCACCAUCAAACGGAAGACUUCAACUGUUACUUCUGGCAACCAAAACCAAGACGGUGAUAAAGUUAUUGUAACCAACAUACAGGCUCAUUCCCCUCUCCCCAAGAUACCUGAUAUGAUCAGUAUGGCUGCCAGUCUGGAAAGCAAACUGAGGACACAGGAAAGGAAACCUGAUGCUUUCGAUGAGAGUGCGCAUGCUCAAGAAAGUCUGAUUGGUUCAUCAGAGUGUGUAUCAGCACAGCCAGCACCAAUCACCCUCAUGCCUCUUCCAAUGGUCCCCACAAAUGAUAGCCACUCUGGACGACAUCUUGAUAACCAAUCAGAAGCUGUAUAUGCUGACCCAGCUGACUGCAUUCAAUCCGUACCAAAACCACAACCAACCAUGGCUCUGUAUGUAGACCCUGUAAGUGUUCUCCCACUCACACCCCCAAGUUCAAGAAGAACUCUAACCCCCCCACCCAACUCCUCCGUUUCACAUUCCGACUUUAACAUCAAUCACCCGGAUUCAGUCUAUUCAGAGGUCUAUGACAAAAUCAGUCCAGUCCAGAAUAAACAAACUCUCAGUCAGAGUAAAGGGAAAACAAAGUGUGUUGCAGAUGAUGAACCCAUUUAUACAGAACCUGUGACCAACAAGGAAGAAGUGUCUCAUAAAAAAGAAAGCAAACCAGACCCGUUUGCCCACCUUUAUGCUCAAGUCUGCAAAACAGGACCAUCAUCUAGUCCUUCUUCAUCCUCUAACACCGAUUCUUACUGCUCUGUUUCUUCUUCCUCUCCUACUGCCAGUAUGAGCACAACAAAUGCCACAGACCAGUCUCUUGAUGAUGUAAUCUACGAAAACCUGGGCAUCAUUUAAUUCAGUUGUCAAGAGUAGCUUAAUACUAAAUUGUUGGGAUGUGCAUUUCCAUUUAAAGCUGAUGCAAUAUACAUCUUUAUGCAUUGCCAAUGAUCCGACACAGUAAAGAUACAUAUGAAGCAGCUACCAGUGAUACGAUUCACCCCUGUUGCGAUGCAGUGAGAUUCCACAUUGUUUUAUAUGAUGCAAAAGAAUAUGAUGCUAUGCAAUUCAGUAUGGGAGAGAUAGUUUGAUUUUAUUUUGGUUUUUCUUAGAGCUCCUUGAAAAACAGUUUAGAGAGGAGGAAUCAAUCUGAAUAUAAAAUUGUUAGUCACAUUUCAAAAUAAUAAAGGCACAGAGCCUCUGUUAGUAAUGAUAUAGAAAAGAUUUUAAAGAUGUUCAAAACAGGGCAUCCUGAAUUCAUCCCAAAUUGUAUUUGAUGCAAACUUUUUCAAUCAGGGCAGCCACAUCCUAAAUGUAUGCCGGUGCAUCGAUACAAAUCUGUGAGUCUCAUAAUCCCUACUAAAAUGGUCAAUGGACUGUACUCAUAUAGCUGCUUUCUAGUCUUUCGACCACUCAAUGCGCUGUACACUACAUGCCACACUCACCCCCAUUCACACACUGAUGGCAGUGGCUGCCAUACAAGGUGCCAAGUGCUCACCAGAACGGAAACUAAUCAUUCAUAUACACUCAUACAAUGAUGCACAGCAUUGGGAGCAAUUUGGGGUUCAGUGUCUUGCUCAAGGUCACUUCAACAUGCAGCGAGAGGAGCCGGGGAUUGAACCUCCAGCCCUCCGAUUAGUGGACGACCCGCUCUACCUUCAUACCUUCUUCAUAGCAAAAGAUUAUAUCAUGCCUGGUUAGCACUUCUCUUGCAUGGAUUUGCAUGUAUGUGUAUACAAAUAAUUGUAAACAAAGUUAAACUUGUAACAAUCAUAUUAUAGUUGUAGUAGUAGCUCACUAAUCACAGAGGGUCAGAUUUCUAGUUAACCCUCAUAAUACCUUCCCAUUGACUAUGCAGUUGUGUUCCUCCAUCAUGAAUUUGACCCCAGUCUG